UCCAGAUACUUCCGCCUAGAGCCGAAAGCUUCGUCGCUGAGGGUGCGUGAGGGCCUCUGGGUGCUGACAGACCGGCAGAGGGGAGAGCUCCUAUUGUGGAUUCCUGCUGUCUUAUAAUGAGUGACAUUUUGCCAUUAGAUGUCGUUGGUAGAAGAGUUGAAGUUAAUGGAGAAUACGCAACAGUGCGCUUUUGUGGUGCUGUUCCUCCUGUGGCAGGGUUCCACUGUGUAGUCUUGGCUGGCAUAGAACUUGCUAUGUACCCAACAGGAGGCUCUUUUGUUCGUCCAAACAAAGUCAAUUUCGGAGACGACUUUCUUACUGCUCUUAAGAAGCGCUAUGUGCUCGAAGAUGGACCUGAUGAUGAUGAACAAUCGUGUUCUUUAAAAGUUGGAAGUAAACAAGUGCAAACUAUUGGUUUUGAGCAUAUUACAAAGAAGCAGAGUCAGCUGAGAGCGCUGCAGGACAUUUCCCUGUGGAACUGUGCAGUGAGCCGUGCUGGUGAACAAGGAAGAAUUGCUGAAGCCUGCCCCAAUAUUCGAGUUGUAAAUUUAUCCAAAAACUUGUUGUCAACUUGGGAUGAAGUGGUUCUUAUUGCAGAGCAGCUCAAAGACCUGGAGGCUCUCGAUCUCAGUGAAAAUAAACUGCAGUUUCCCUCUGACUCACCAACUCUAACUAGAACAUUUUCUGCUCUGAAGACUUUAGUCCUAAACAAAACAGGAAUAACGUGGACUGAGGUGCUGCACUGUGCCCCUUCAUGGCCAGUUCUCGAGGAACUUUACCUCAAGUCUAACAGUAUUUCCAUUUCUGAAAGGCCAGUGAAUGUCCUGCAGAAAAUGAGGUUAUUAGACCUUUCCUCCAACCCAUCAAUUGAUGAAAGCCAGCUGAGCCUUAUAGCAGAUCUUCCAAGAUUAGAACACCUAGUCCUUUCUGACAUUGGACUUUCUUCUAUACAUUUUCCAGAUGCUAAAAUUGGAUGCAAAACAUCCAUGUUCCCGGCCUUGAAGUACCUCAUAGUCAAUGACAACCAGAUAUCAGAAUGGUCAUUUAUCAAUGAGCUGGAUAAAUUACAGAGCCUGCAGGCCCUAUCCUGCACUAGAAACCCUUUAACCAAAGGAGACAAAGCAGAGGAGAUCAUCAUUGCCAAGAUUGGUCAGCUGAAGACCCUGAACAGGUGUCAGAUUCUUCCAGAGGAAAGGCGUGGAGCUGAGCUAGAUUAUCGAAAAGCCUUUGGAAAUGAAUGGAGAAAGGCUGGUGGACACCCAGAUCCAGACAAAAACAGGCCAAAUGCAGAGUUUCUCUCAGCCCACCCUAGAUACCAGCUUCUCUGCUGCAAAUAUGGUGCACCUGAAGAUGAGGAGCUCAAAACACAGCAGCCAUUCAUGCUAAAAAAUCAGCUACUAACACUGAAGAUAAAAUGCUCAAAUCAACCUGAACAGCAAAUAUUAGAAAAACAGUUGCCAGACUCCAUGACAGUUCAAAAGGUAAAGGGGCUGUUGUCACGUCUUCUCAAAGUUCCCGUGUCAGAGCUUCUGUUGUCCUAUGAAAGCUCCAAGAUGCCGGGCAGAGAAAUUGAACUAGAAAAUGACCUACAGCCAUUACAGUUUUAUUCUGUGGAGAAUGGAGAUUGCCUACUAGUGCGAUGGUAACAGUCCAACCGUAAGAGUUUUAAUGACUGGAAUGUAUACACCAGAAACAAAACCUCACAGAUGAUGUUAUGUUUUGUUGGGAAAAGGCCAUUUGGUUGUAUAUUAAUAGAAUAAUAAAGGCUUUGAUUACUA
Messenger RNA from Mus pahari (shrew mouse), 1778 nucleotides. RefSeq names its product tubulin folding cofactor E (gene Tbce). The coding region runs from base 117 to 1646 and encodes 509 amino acids. The record is from RefSeq and is a predicted model, not a curated record. Lineage: Eukaryota; Metazoa; Chordata; Mammalia; Rodentia; Muridae. Gene Ontology annotation, biological process: protein folding. Gene Ontology annotation, molecular function: alpha-tubulin binding. The transcript is spliced from 17 exons.